ACAGUUUUGACGUUGGGAAACACUCAUGAAAAUUUUAGGAAAAUGGGUGAGUUUAACCCGACAUAAUGGCAUGCACUUGCGUCUAAUGUUUGAUUUAAGCAAAAUUUUGCAAGAAAAAGGAAGAUCUAUAAAGAGAAACAAGGAAGUAUCUUAGCAUAUGUUGGAAGUUGUAUGAUGUAUAUGCUAUGAAUGCUAACAAUGGCCACUUGAACAACUCACAUUUAUGAGCCAUUCUCAACUUCCAUCUUCCUACUUCAAAGAUCCACUACUCCAGCUAGGUCACUUUCAAGUUCCCUUUAUAAAGAUUCAAGUCAGAACAAACACUCUCACCCCCACACCACUGCAGGUACAAAAAAAUGGAUAUCUACUCUAGAGAAGCAGUAGCCAUGGUUUUGGCCUUAGCAUUUGCAUUAUUGAAUGGUGGGUUUGCACAAGAUCCUCUUGUUCCUGCUAUCAUUACAUUUGGGGACUCAGCUGUAGAUGUUGGGAACAAUGACUAUCUCCCUACAAUUUUCAAGGCCAAUUACCCUCCAUAUGGAAGGGACUUUGUCAAUCAAAAGCCUACAGGGAGGUUCUGCAAUGGCAAAUUAGCCACCGACAUAACAGCUGAAACUCUUGGAUUUAAGACUUAUCCUCCUGCAUAUCUUAGCCCAGAUGCAUCAGGGAAAAACCUUCUUAUUGGAGCUAACUUUGCAUCAGCUGCAUCUGGUUACGAUGAAAAUGCUGCCAAGUUAAAUCAUGCAAUUCCAUUGUCUCAACAGUUGCAGUUCUUCAAUGAAUACAAGAGUAAGCUGGCCCAGGUUGCAGGAAGUAACCAAACAGAAUCAAUCAUUAAGGGUGCACUCUACUUAUUGAGUGCAGGAAGUAGCGACUUCCUCCAGAACUACUAUGUCAAUCCUUUGAUAAACAAAGUCUAUACUCCUGAUCAGUAUGGCUCACUCCUUGUCAGUGCAUUUACAAGCUUUGUUAAGGACUUGUAUGGUUUUGGGGCUAGGAGACUUGGGGUAACUUCACUCCCACCAUUGGGUUGCCUUCCUGCAGCUCGCACUUUAUUUGGAUUUCAAGAGAGUGGGUGUAUCUCCAGGAUCAACACUGAUGCCCAGCAAUUCAACAAGAAGAUAAACUCAGCUGUUGCGAGUCUCCAAAAACAACUUCCUGAUCUAAGGAUUGUCGUCUUCGACAUCUUCAAGCCACUCUAUGACCUUGUUAAAACCCCUUCAGCUAAUGGUUUUGUGGAAGCAAGAAGAGGGUGCUGUGGGACAGGGACAGUAGAGACAACAUCGUUGUUGUGCAAUCCAAAGUCCCCAGGAACUUGCCCCAAUGCCACCCAGUAUGUGUUUUGGGACAGUGUCCAUCCAUCUCAGGCAGCUAAUCAGGUUCUUGCAGAUGCGUUGAUUGUUCAGGGAUUUGCUCUCCUUUGACGCCCAUAUAUAAAAUUUUUAUGUGUAACAUUUCCCACUGGAGUGAUAUUGCAUUUCUACUAGUGUCCUAAUCAAAAACUGGUAUUGAAUUUCAUGUAGCUGAAGAAACUUAUUUCCUAUUAUGAGAAGUUCAAUUGCAAAUUUCUCUCAA
Messenger RNA from Hevea brasiliensis (rubber tree), 1572 nucleotides. RefSeq names its product GDSL esterase/lipase APG-like. The transcript has 5 exons. Lineage: Eukaryota; Viridiplantae; Streptophyta; Magnoliopsida; Malpighiales; Euphorbiaceae. Gene Ontology annotation, molecular function: hydrolase activity, acting on ester bonds. Gene Ontology annotation, cellular component: apoplast. The coding region runs from base 357 to 1421 and encodes 354 amino acids. The record is from RefSeq and is a predicted model, not a curated record.